Messenger RNA from Symbiodinium necroappetens, 1371 nucleotides. NCBI's taxonomy places the organism in Eukaryota, Dinophyceae, Suessiales, Symbiodiniaceae. The record is from the annotation of a GenBank genome assembly.
AUGGCUGCAGACGGCUUUGCACACGGACGGCUCCUAGAUGAGCUUGUGCGGCCGGUGAACGCCGUCGACCUCAAGAGCCCCCGCAACACGUCGGCCAUAUCAAAGCGUGAGGAAAACAGGUCCAAGCGGCGACAGCUCAAAAAGGAUGAGCCCUUGUCGAAACGAGGUCAAACACAGAGGCCCAGUGUCAGUCUCGUGGGCCUGGGGAAUCUCACGAUCGAGGCUUUGCAGUUCCUGCUCCAGCAGCCCAGGAACCGCCUGCUAAUCGAGGAGUCCCAUGAGUUGCAGGCUGGGACACAGAUGGGCAGAUACAUGGCAAUGCGCGGGUCUGAGCAGACGCUCUUUCAACUUCCAGCCAGCAGGGCUCCCGUGGGCUUUUUGCGGUACAACAGCUGGGCUCGCGCAGUUGCUGGGGCUACCUUUCGCGCUUGGAUGCAGCACCUGGUAAAGCUGCGGCAAGAGGGCAUCGGCCGGCGGAGGCGGAGGUCGUCCUCAGUGCUUAUCGUGAAAGAUUUGGCCACUUCACUCCAGACAGGCCUGGGAGAGCGAUUGGACUCCGAUUCUUCUGACUCCAGCGAUGGAGAAGGGGAGGUCGGGGAGUCGAUUUUUGAUCCGCUGGUAGUGGAUGCUGCAGCCUUGCACACUGCCUUUCGCACAGGCAGCCUCAUGACCAUCGUGAAAGCCAAGCAGUCAUCGCACAGAGAGGCUCACGCAGAGACCAAAGAGAAGUACAUCCUUCCAGACCUGGUGGGGAAGGAUUUGGGCCCCAGCGACUCCAAGACCACUGAAACCACUGCGUCGACAGAGCGGAAGGGCUCGAAGAGGCGCACUGCGAAGCCCUCCAAGGAAACCAUUGGUAACACGGCUCGCUGGGACGAGGAUUUUGGGAGCGCUGACGAGCGAAUGCGCCGCGAGCGCUUGAUGAACGAUGCCGAGUAUGUUGGUUUUCAGAUGGACAAGUUGCGGCGCACGAAGGUUGUUAACCGCCUCGCCCAAACCAGCGCACCGGACCUCUUCGAGGCUGCUGGGACCGGUCUUCAGAAAGGUGGGCCUCGGCGCCUGGGAAAGGACGGGGAAUCUGUCAGCCUUCCAAAUCUCGCCAGAGGGGCUGCGGAGGGUCGCAGCGGACGAGAAGGCGGAGCUGCAGGAAAGGCCGAUGCAUCCAAAACGAAGCGUGGUAGCAGCACGUUCUUCGACAAGGAUGAGAAAAAGCGAGGAGCAGACGUCACCAGCAGCUGCACGAUGACUCAGGUGCGUGACAUGAAGACGAUGAUGCAAAAGUCCACUGCGGACCUGACCAGGCCGAAGGUCGGCUCCGGGUCGGCGGCAGAGAAGGCGGAGAAUGCUUUCCGGACUGUCCGCAUUGCUUGA